CACCGGCUCUUGCCACCCACAUUUGCCCGCUUUGGGAAGGUCAUUGAUGAUGGAUAGCCCCCCGUCUGUCCAAGUUGCUCCGCAGUGGAGCAAUCCUGCAUCUGCUUUUUAAUCGAGUUUUCGAAGAUGUUUUGGCCCAGUGCCAGAUCAAUUAUAAAACUCCGGAACAUAAAGUGCAUUGGCCUCGCACUUCUGGUCUUGCAAUCUCAGCUUUGAUAUUCCUCUCCAAGGUGGUUCACAGAUUGCCAACGUGCUUCGAGGCUGGCCCCCGAGUCAUAUCCACAAUCAUGUCUUCAACCACGUCUUCAUCAAGAUCAGACCUUGAAAAGGUCCCCGUACCACAGGUCACCCCUAGAGACAGUGACUCCGAUAAGGGAUCCCUCUCUCCGGAGCCUUCGACCCUCGAGGCUCAGUCAUCCGAGAAGCCACCGCAUCAUAUCUUCACACGGUCUCGCAAGCUGCAAAUGGUUUGCAUCGUCUCCCUCGCCGCCAUAUUUUCUCCGCUUUCGUCGAACAUUUACUUCCCUGCCCUGGACGAUGUCUCGAAAUCCCUCAACAUCAGCAUGUCGCUCGCAACACUCACCAUCACGGUGUACAUGAUCGUCCAAGGCCUCGCUCCCAGCUUCUGGGGUUCCAUGUCAGACGCCACAGGUAGACGGCCUGUCUUUAUUGGAACAUUCAUUGUUUACCUCGUAGCCAAUAUUGCUCUGGCCGAAUCCAAGAAAUAUGGUGAGCUCAUGGCCUUCCGAGCCUUGCAGGCUGCUGGUAGCGCGGCCACCAUCUCAAUCGGAGCUGGAGUGAUUGGUGAUAUCACAAACUCGGAAGAAAGAGGUAGCUUGGUGGGUAUCUUCGGUGGAGUUCGCAUGCUUGGACAGGGAAUCGGGCCGGUUUUCGGCGGCAUUUUCACCCAGUAUCUCGGAUAUCGAUCUAUCUUUUGGUUCCUCACGAUCGCUGGGGGCGUGAGUCUCCUGUCCAUUCUGGUGCUUCUUCCGGAGACAUUGAGGCCAAUUGCUGGAAAUGGUACUGUGAAGCUCAAUGGCAUUCAUAAGCCCUUCAUCUACACGAUCACCGGCCAGACGGGGGUUGUCGAGGGAGCGCAACCGGAAGCGAAGAAGACCAAAACCAGCUGGAAGUCUGUUUUCGCUCCUUUGACAUUCCUCGUCGAAAAGGACGUUUUCAUCACCCUGUUCUUUGGAAGUAUCGUGUACACAGUGUGGAGUAUGGUGACAUCCAGUACCACCGACCUCUUCAGCGAAGUGUACGGCCUGUCAUCCCUGGAUAUUGGACUCACUUUCCUAGGCAAUGGCUUUGGAUGCAUGUCUGGCUCUUAUCUGGUCGGCUACCUUAUGGAUUACAACCACCGUCUUACCGAACGCGAAUAUUGUGAGAAACACGGUUAUCCGGCAGGCACACGUGUCAAUCUGAAAUCACACCCCGACUUCCCCAUUGAGGUCGCCCGGAUGCGCAAUACCUGGUGGGUGAUUGCGAUCUUCAUCGUGACAGUUGCUUUGUACGGCGUGUCUUUGCGGACACAUCUGGCGGUGCCUAUCAUUCUGCAGUACUUCAUUGCGUUCUGCUCAACAGGACUCUUCACCAUCAACAGCGCCCUGGUCAUCGAUCUUUACCCAGGUGCUAGCGCCAGUGCGACAGCAGUGAACAAUCUGAUGCGGUGCCUGCUUGGAGCUGGCGGUGUGGCUAUCGUGCAACCUAUCCUGGACGCCUUGAAGCCGGAUUAUACUUUCCUCUUGCUUGCCGGCAUCACCCUCGUGAUGACUCCGUUGCUGUACGUCGAAGAUCGAUGGGGUCCUGGCUGGCGACAUGCCCGCGAAAGGAGACUCAAGGCCAAAGCCAACGGCAACUAGGGAGAGAAAGGACUUGAAAAAAAAAAGGUGAAGUGGGACUGGUGAAGUAAAUGUUUGAUUCUUCCCCACACUUUCUUGAUAUGGGUUUUAUUUUAGCGGCAUUUGGCGAUACCACUGUUUUGCAAGCGAUACCAGUUAGAUUUAUAGAAGAAUUGAUCAGUUUCAUCGGCUAUCUCGCUAUUACUUCCUCGUAGCUUUUUAGAUUCACAUAUAGGUGAGUGGGAAAGGUUUGACAUGGUGGUUGAGAU
Aspergillus welwitschiae is the source of this 2110-nucleotide messenger RNA. Its product is annotated as major facilitator superfamily domain-containing protein. The transcript has 5 exons. Bases 288 to 1862 code for a protein of 524 amino acids. Gene Ontology annotation, biological process: transmembrane transport. Gene Ontology annotation, molecular function: transmembrane transporter activity. Lineage: Eukaryota; Fungi; Ascomycota; Eurotiomycetes; Eurotiales; Aspergillaceae. The record is from RefSeq and is a predicted model, not a curated record.